This is a messenger RNA of Anolis carolinensis (green anole), 6467 nucleotides long. It is a transcript of the gene tmtc2, whose product is annotated as transmembrane O-mannosyltransferase targeting cadherins 2. Gene Ontology annotation, biological process: protein O-linked glycosylation via mannose. The coding region runs from base 331 to 2841 and encodes 836 amino acids. Gene Ontology annotation, molecular function: mannosyltransferase activity; protein binding. The record is from RefSeq and is a predicted model, not a curated record. Lineage: Eukaryota; Metazoa; Chordata; Lepidosauria; Squamata; Anolidae. Gene Ontology annotation, cellular component: endoplasmic reticulum membrane. The transcript has 12 exons.
GCGCAGGGGGAGCCCCGGAGAGCCCCACGCGGGCGCUCCUCUUAGAGCCUCGGCGGCGGAUCGCUCCGUUCAGUGGAGAGGAGGGAGGGGAGGGAGGAAGGAGCGAGCCAGCCGGCCGGAGAAGCAAGCGGAGAGGCUCCUCCUCCUCCUCCUUCGCGGACCCCGGCCAUGGGGUAAAAGGGAGCGCGCGGACGGAACAAUACAAGCGGCGCUGGCUGGCGGCUCCACCCGCCGCGCGCGGAAGGACGGAGGGAAGCAAGCAAGGAAGGCAGGCAGGAGGCGAUGCGCUGGGCCAUCGAGGGCUGACCCGACCCACGCAGAGCCGGAGGGAUGAUCGCGGAGUUGGUGAGCAGCGCCCUGGGGCUCGUCCUGUACCUCAACACCUUGGGCGCCGAUUUCUGCUACGAUGACAGCCGAGCUAUCAAGACAAACCAGGAUCUUCUUCCUGAAACUCCGUGGACUCAGAUAUUUUACAAUGACUUUUGGGGCACACUCCUCACCCACAGUGGGAGCCAUAAGUCAUAUCGACCUCUCUGCACACUCUCUUUUCGCAUUAACCAUGCCAUUGGAGGAAUGGACCCUUGGAGCUACCAUCUUGUAAAUGUCCUUUUACAUGCUGCAGUCACAGGCCUUUUCACCAAUUUUUCCCGAAUACUCUUUGGCGAUGGUUACUGGACCUUACUCGCUGGCCUACUGUUUGCUUCCCAUCCCAUCCAUACGGAAGCAGUGGCAGGAAUUGUAGGGAGAGCAGACAUUGGAGCUUGCUUUUUCUUUUUGCUCUCUUUAGUGUGUUACAUUAAACACUGCUGGACAAGAAGCUACUCUGAAGGAACCUGGGGCUGGAUCUUGGGUUCAGGACUCUGCGCCACUUGCAGCAUGCUGUGGAAGGAGCAAGGAGUGACUGUUCUAGCAGUUUCAGCAGUUUAUGAUGUCUUUGUAUUUCACAGACUAAAAAUGCACCAAAUCAUACCUGCUGUUUAUAAGAGGAAGAAUUUGCCCCUUCUUUUGAGCAUUGGUUUAUUAAUCUUCUGGGGAGCUUUGCUGCUAGGUCUUCGCUUCUACUGGAUGGGGAACAAACCUCCCAGCUUUUCCAAUUCUGACAACCCAGCAGCUGAUUCGGACAGUUUUCUAACACGAACUCUCACCUUUUUUUACUUGCCAACCAAAAACCUUUGGCUGUUGCUGUGCCCAGACACCCUUAGUUUUGACUGGUCCAUGGAUGCUGUGCCUCUUCUAAAAACAGUCAGUGACUGGAGGAACCUACACACAGUGGCCUUUUAUGCUGGACUUCUCCUUCUUGCUUACACCAGUUUGAAAAACCCCAGCAAGGAAAGAGAAUGCAAUGGGAAAAAUGUGACAAAUGGCAAGCUGAACACCAAUGGACAUAACUGCCUCUCUGAAAUGGAAUAUAAAAGUAUGGAACUCAAGUCCUAUUUUGUAUCUAAAGAAGAAAACGGCAUUGACAAACUCUUGCGGCAGAAGCUGCCACUUCCUUCGACUGAGCACAUUGUAGUACUAUCUCUAUCUUUAUUAAUUGUUCCUUUCAUUCCUGCCACAAACUUGUUUUUCUAUGUAGGCUUUGUGAUAGCAGAGCGUGUCUUGUAUAUACCUAGUAUGGGCUUCUGCCUUCUGAUUACUGUGGGCACCAGAGCCCUUUACAUCAAAACCCAAAAGCGUUUUUUGAAGAACUUGAUUUUUUUUGCCACUGCUGCAUUAAUUUUUUUCUAUGGACUCAAGACUUUUGUCAGGAAUAGGGACUGGCAGGAUGAAGAGAUGCUGUAUAAGUCAGGGAUAAAAGUAAAUCCAGCUAAAGCAUGGGGUAACCUUGGGAAUGUUCUGAAGAGCCAGAACAAGAUUUCGGAAGCUGAGAAUGCUUACAGAAAUGCCUUGUACUACCGCAGCAACAUGGCUGAUAUGCUUUAUAAUUUAGGAUUGCUGCUUCAGGAAAACAGCAGGUUUUCAGAAGCACUACAUUACUAUAAAUUGGCCAUUGGAAGCAGACCUACUUUAGCCUCUGCCUAUUUAAACACUGGUAUCAUCUUAAUGAACCAAGGCAAGGCUGAAGAAGCCAAGAAGACAUUUUUGAAGUGUUCUGAAAUUCCUGAUGAAAACUUAAAAGAUCCUCAUGCUCAUAAGAGUUCUGUUACCAGCUGCCUUUACAAUUUGGGAAAACUCUACCAUGAGCAGGGACAGUAUGAGGAUGCUCUCACAGUUUACAGAGAAGCAAUACAGAAAAUGCCAAGGCAGUUUGCACCACAGAGUUUGUAUAAUAUGAUGGGAGAAGCCUACAUGAGACUCAGUAGAUUGCCUGAAGCAGAACACUGGUAUGUGGAAUCCCUGCGCUCCAAAACAGACCACAUCCCCGCUCAUCUUACAUAUGGAAAGCUCCUGGCUUUAACAGGUCGUAAAAAUGAAGCAGAAAAGUAUUUCUUAAAGGCAAUUCAACUAGAUCCCACAAAGGGAAACUGCUACAUGCAUUAUGGCCAAUUUCUCUUAGAAGAAUCACGCCUUAUAGAAGCUGCAGAGAUGGCAGAGAAGGCAGCUGAGCUGGACAAUACAGAAUUUGAUGUCGUGUUCAAUGCUGCCCACAUGCUCAGACAAGCCAGUCUCAAUGAAGCAGCCGAGAAGUAUUAUAAAAGGGCAGCUGAAUUGAGACCUGAUUAUCCAGCUGCCCUGAUGAAUCUGGGAGCAAUUCUUCACCUCAAUGGCAAACUCCUAGAGGCUGAAUCAAACUAUCUCCGUGCCCUUCAAUUUAAACCAGAUGAUGUCAUCACACAGUCAAAUCUACGCAAACUCUGGAAUAUUAUGGAAAAACAAGGCUUAAGAACAUCUAAAGCAUGACAUGUGGGUAAAGAAACCCUUGAUGCAAGGGGAAAGGUGUAAAAAGUCAAAUUCAGAACAACCUCCUGGGUACUAUAUUUUGAGCACUCUUGUUCAGUCGGACUGUAGUUGUCUGUGGUUAGAAUUGCUGCUAGGAGAACUUACAGGGCUGCUUUUUGGUGUGACAUUUUGACAAAGAGAGGGAGCUGGGAAUAAUCUGAGGAGCUUCAUGAAAGCCUUGAUAGUUUCUGCUAUAAGCAAAAAAAUGAAAUAGAUUUGAAGCUGGAGAACUUGAAAGGCACCCUUUCAGCAUAUUCAUCAGGUCAGCCUAGUCAUUUUCGCAUUGCUCAUUCGUAUGUGGUUUCUCAUAGAAAUUCACACUGGCCUAUAUGACAUCUAUCCAGUCAACAUGGGAAUUUAUGAGAGGAUAAAGACUAGCUUAAGUUAUUUUCUGAGGCUGUAACCCAUUAAAAGGUAUACUAAAACCAAUGUGUUUGCAAUUUGUCUUAAUAUUGUGUAAGUCCUUGGGGCUUCCUGCUUAUCUCUUUCACAGACUAGCACAACUACUGGAAAAAGAUUGGAAAGAUAUGGAAUUUGGAGUCUCUUAACAAAUUUGAUAAAAUUAGUGUAUAUUAUGUUAACUGAUUGUGGUUUAGCUGUUGCAAGUGUAAUAAACAAGAGACCGCAAACAGGACAUGUAAUGUUGCAUUCCCACUCAUGCAGCAGAAAUAUACCCAAGUAUGAAGAACUCAGACAACACCUAUCUUGUUCAUAUUUGAUGUGUGUAUGGUCUUAGAAGAUUAUCACUGAAUGAGGAGAGCUGAGCACUCCUCUGCCCCAAUUUACUCCAAUGCUUACUGUUUCUUUGGGUACAUUUUUACUCGAUCCAGACAUUUUCUGGAUCAGAGAAUGUCAGCAAGAAAACUGCUAUAGAUGAUGGCUUGGAAGACUGGGCAGCUAGGAGAGGAUCCAGCUCAUUUAAUCAACAUGCAUCAUCUCUUGAUUUACCAAAAAGGCCUUACCAUAUGAACAUAUACCACAUUUUAGCUGGGAAUGAUAUAUGUUUACAAAUAAUGAACAUGUACAGUCUGCCACAUCUAGCUUAUCUCUAGUACCAUGAGUAAGUUAGAAUGCUAGUCCCAGUUUAAGCAGACCCAGAGAAUCAACACAAGUACAUAAAGUUCAUAUUGGUCUAAUGAGGCCAUACAGGUUCAAAUUAAAUUUAGUCCAGGAUCACUCCAGGUUACAAUAGUCCAGGUUGUUGUAACACAGUUUUCAUUAGCUGUAGAGGAAUAUUGGACAGUUCAGUCCAAAAACUUCAGAGUCACAUAUUUUUCAACCCUGGUUCAGAUCAUUAGAAAUAAGCCAAGAAUAUAGUGUAGGACAAUCUGGUCCUAAUACUGCUCUUAAACAUGUUCACACAUCUGUAACAUGGCUGUUCUGUUCUAUUCUGUUCUAUUCUAUAUCCACCCACAGUUUAGAUUUUCUGUUGAAACAUACGAUGCAGCAUUGCUUACCCAGGACAAUUGCAUUACAUAGUAGAUCUGAUGCACAGCUGGUCCAUGCCAAAGUUCAACUGUACUCAUGUUGUUCCUGUUAAAACACAAUACCAAACUGUUAACAGUAUCUCUGCCUCCAGAUCUGUUUCCUGUGACUGGAACAAUUUAAGGAGGUGUGCAGUAGGUGCAUAUGUUUUUGAAAUGCUAGGGUUGAGACUUAUCAUCAGCCUGUGAGAAGGCAAACAUUUUGCUAGAAGCAGCAAGAAACUAAAAGGAUUUAAUUAUCUUAGCAUCUAGUGAAUUCACUGGGUGUUAGACCAAAAGGGAUUAUGUGACUGACAAUGGUUGCCAAUUAUUAGUGUAUAAAUUUUACAUUUUUGCAUAUGGAAAAACAGUUGUUCAGAAUCUAACCCAAUAUUGUAUUUCCAUGUCUUCAUUUCAAUCAAGCAAUUAUUUUUAAAAAAUAACAUUUUAGCUUGUUACCAUAGCUCUUAUGAUAUGCAUCAAAACAUUUUUUCCCAAAAAAAAAAAAAAGGUCUGCUAGAUUAUCCUUGGCUCUCCCAGAUCAUUUACCAACUAGUUUGAUUUAGUGAGGCAAAUUGCUUGCUAAUUAUAUAAAAAAUAUUAUAUUCCAGCAUUCAUUCUGACACUUUUGGGCUAAAUCUGACAAGUUAGUUCAGGUGUUUUGAAGUAAUUGGCUUUACCCAGGAGAAUUUAUUUCCUGUACCCUAUCACAAACUGUUAUUAAAACUCUGUUACUGAAGCCAUUUCCAAUGCAAAUAGGAGUAAUAGGAUUGCUCUUCAAGAAAUGUGGAGGUAUUCAUGUGCAUCUUUGCAUCUUAGCCUUAAACCUUGGGGCACACUUGAACUAAAGAAGAUUGAUGGUCUCUUAUAAUCCCUUGUUUGUACAAAUCUCCACUUAAUUGUAUAUUGUUCAAUUUCUUUAAUGCAAGACUAACACAUGGUUGAAACUUUAUUUUCCAACUGAAAGAAAAAGAUUAAGUCAGUAGCAAAUGUUUCACGAUUGUUGGUAGCCCCCUAAUUUGUUUUUUUCACACUGUUUUUAAGUGUAUAAGGUGUGUAUUUGGUGCUUAGAGAGAAGCAGAAACACAUUUAUUCUGUGCUUUUUAGACACUCUGGCUAUCUCAAUGUACACAUUAAGGGAUUUUGGCAUAUCUUUCAUAACCUUUUCACAAUUUUCAUCCUCGUUGUAAUAGUUAAAAUGUUUUUUUCUCUAUUAGAAGCAGUAUUUUCUAGCAAUUAUUGAUGGCUGUGUGCACCAUCUUUCAAUUUCUGCUACCUUACGUCCUAAGCUCCCACCACUUACUUUUGGCCCUUGUGCUAAAUGAAUGACCUUUAGAUUUGGUCCAUGGUUCAUCCUUCAAAAGCUCUUUUUAUACUAAAAUGGAAAAACGACAAAACUAAAAUGCUAAAAGGCUUAAAUUCAACAUUUUCAGUGUUUCAGGUGAAAUUAUAUAACAUAUUAGCUUUGCGCCCAUUCAGUGCUUAGCAGCCAUUACGCAGAGCAACCUUUUUGGAAAUGUGUAAAAAUAAAUGCUGUUUUAAUGUCUAAGACUGAAUUUACAGGGCAAUUUUCUGCAUGUCUGUUUAGAAAUAAGUCACAUUGACUUCAGUGAGGCUUAUUUCCACUGAAGUGUGUACAGGAUUGCAAUUAAAAGUGUAUAAUGAUAACAUCCUGAAACUUGUUAAAUUUUAGCUGUCAAAUUCAAGUACAGCUUAUAACAUUUCAUUUUUAUUUUAGCUUUGACCUUCUUGUAUUUUAUUUUUUACAUUUGUUUCACAAUUUUGAUUUGCACAGUAUUAUCAAACAGCGAUAUGGACAUUAAAAAAGAAAAACAGAAAGAAUGUUCCAUGUUCCUCCAUGCAAUUUCACUAUAGGGCUGGGCUUCAUAACCUUCGUUUUUGGAAUAAGUUUAAAAUGUCUCUGCUCAGGGAUUUGUGGUGGCUAUUGCAGACAGUGCUUAAAAAUAGAGCACAAGUUUACUAAAUUAAAUUUUUAUUUUUUGAAAAAAGCUGUUAUUUGUAUAAAUUAUCAAGAUUUGUAGGCUUUCCUUUUUGUAGAAAUGAUUGUUUAUGUGCCAGAUAAGAAAAUCCAAUUUGUUUCAGUAAUAAACGAUUGACAACAAA